AUGAAUUGUACUUCAAGAAACGAAAAUACUCAAAAGGUCGAGCCUGCCUUCUACACUGUUUUUCCUCCGAAGCCACAUCCAACAGGAAUCUUGGUGUAUCAUUUGGCCACCAAAAUUGAUAAGGUUGACGAUAAAUUUGAUGCCGUGCAUUGCGUCCCAUUUAUCAUUCGUACACUUCCCAAUUCUCUUGGUUGCACACGACCGUUAAAUGUAGAUAGUGUUUCAGCUGCUUUCCCACCAGCUGUCGAUCAUAAUAACAAGUUGUUGUUAUCCUACCAUACCAUCGUUAAUGAACCGGCUUGGUCUUCAUUAGCUAUAUUACUAAAUUUAUAA
Heterostelium album PN500 is the source of this 333-nucleotide messenger RNA. RefSeq lists its product as uncharacterized. The record is from RefSeq and is a predicted model, not a curated record. Lineage: Eukaryota; Evosea; Eumycetozoa; Acytosteliales; Acytosteliaceae. Bases 1 to 333 code for a protein of 110 amino acids. The transcript is spliced from 3 exons.